AUGGAAUAAGAUGAAAUAAUUAAAUAAGUGGUUCAUGUUUUUAAUAAACUAUCUACAAACUAAUAAUAACCUAUUAGUAAAGAGACAUUAUUAAGAUUCUUGGAUUCUCAAUCAAAUCAAGAAUAUGAUAGAGGUCUAUUUGAGUAAAUGUAUGUAUAAAUGGUCAAAAAAGAUUCUGGAUAAAUUACUAUUUAGAAAUUCAUAACAGUUUUGAUUGAAGCAUUAAAAUAAUUGAAAAAUAAGAUAUCUAACAUAAAGAUAUAAAUAUCACAAAAAACCAAAAAUUUAGAGGAACAUUAAUUAACCUUAAAAGAAUUAUAAUCUCAAGAACAAUUUAAUUCAUAUAAAAUAUCCUUAGACAGUAGAAUUAGAAUUACUAUUCAUGAUGCUAAUAUUUAAUUUCCUGGAAAUAGUCCAAUUGCAGUUAUUUUAGGAUGUGAUUAAAUAAGAUAUUCUACAAAACCAGCAAGCAGAGAAAAUCCUAUAUGGGAGGAGAAGUUUGAUUUUGAUAUCAAAACUGGCAAAGAAGAAAUUUAUAUUAUUAUUUUAGAUAAAGAAUUGGCAGAUAGAGAAGAAAUAGGAGGAUAAACAAAACUUAAUUUACAAGAUUUUUAUGAUUAAUAUCCUCAUGAAAUAACACUUGAAUUAAAAGACAAAUAUAAUGUAGUAAAGUAUUCAACCAUUAGAGUUAGAGUAUAAUGGAUACAUUCUUAAGUAUUUUGAUAUAUAUGAAAGACAAAAUAUUGUACACAAGUUAUCCAAGAAUUAAAGCAAAAUAUCAAAAAUCUUGAUGAUGAUUUAAAGGAAUAUAAAAAUUAUAUUCAGAUGUUAUUCCUUCCUUUUGAAGAAAACUAUUAUAAAUCUUAAGGGGAGAAGUAAGAAUAUAGUGAUUAUUCUACAAAUUAACAUACACAUUAGAAUUAAUUGGUAAGAAAUCCAGAAAAUUAAGAAUGGUUGAAAUUUGGGUUCAUUUUAACAUUGAUAUACUCUAUUGUGGCACUUUUUACUUGUCUUUUUAAAACUUAGUUUUUGGAUGUAUAUAUAUAUAUAUUUUAGUCAAUUGUAAUAUUUUAAAGCCUAAUUUAUUAUUUGGAUAACGAUAAAUUUUCAUAAUAAUUACAUCUUAAAGUAAUUUCUUUAAUGUUAGCAUUCACUCUUAUUAUUGAUACAUUUUGGCUCAUUAUCUUUACUAAACCAUAUAUUAAUAAUGAUGUAUUAUUUUAUUAAAUUGAACAUGGGUUUCAAUUAUAUGAAAUCAUUAUGCAAUAUAUUUUAUUUGGAAUUAAAGUAAAUUUUAUUAUAUUUAUUAGUUUUCUUUAAUAUGUAUAUAUGCAUAUAUUUAUUUUUCAGAAAAUUUAAAUGAAAAUUCCCAUAAUGAUUAAGCAUACUCAAACAGAGAAAAUUAUUAACUAAAUGAUAAUCCUCUAGAAAGAGAUAAUAGAAAAAAUGAGAAUUAUUAAGUUAAACAAUAAUUAUGA
Molecule: messenger RNA, 1478 nt
Organism: Paramecium primaurelia
Lineage: Eukaryota; Ciliophora; Oligohymenophorea; Peniculida; Parameciidae
Source: the annotation of a GenBank genome assembly